Molecule: messenger RNA, 751 nt
Organism: Zea mays
Lineage: Eukaryota; Viridiplantae; Streptophyta; Magnoliopsida; Poales; Poaceae
Product: 60S ribosomal protein L11-1
Exons: 5
Coding region: 61-606 (181 amino acids)
Biological process (GO): translation
Cellular component (GO): ribosome
Molecular function (GO): structural constituent of ribosome
Source: RefSeq, marked provisional
CCAACAUCAAAACCCUCCCAUCUCUUCCCCUCCGCCGCCGUCUCUGCUCUCAAGAUCGCCAUGGCGUCAGAAAAGAAGCAGUCGAACCCGAUGCGGGAGAUCAAGGUGCAGAAGCUCGUGCUCAAUAUCUCCGUUGGAGAGAGUGGAGAUCGACUCACCCGCGCCGCCAAGGUGUUGGAGCAGUUGAGUGGGCAGUCUCCGGUUUUCUCCAAGGCAAGGUAUACUGUGAGGUCUUUCGGUAUUCGUCGUAAUGAGAAGAUUGCAUGCUACGUUACGGUCAGGGGUGAGAAGGCAAUGCAGCUUCUUGAGAGUGGCCUCAAGGUGAAGGAGUAUGAGCUUCUGAGGAGGAACUUCAGUGAUACUGGCUGCUUUGGUUUUGGUAUUCAGGAGCACAUUGAUCUUGGAAUCAAGUAUGACCCGUCUACUGGUAUUUAUGGCAUGGACUUUUACGUCGUUCUGGAACGAGCUGGUUAUCGUGUUGCACGUCGGCGCAGGUGCAAGUCCCGUGUUGGCAUCCAGCACAGGGUGACCAAAGAAGACGCCAUGAAGUGGUUCCAGGUGAAGUACGAGGGUGUCAUCCUCAACAAGGCCCAAAACACCUCGUAAUCAUUGAUAGUCAUCAAACGACUUGCCCUUAAUUCUGUGUACUAUGAACAAAACACCCCGUGUUUGGUUCAAGUAUAAUCUGUGUACUAUGAAUUCUGUGUUUGUUGGAUACCAAAUGCACUGCCAGUUUUGCGUCUGUGCCCGU